AUGAUUUCUAAUGACAUAGCACUGGGGCUCUUUUUUCUUUCUCAGACUGGAUUUGGAGUACUGGGGAACUCCUUCUUCCUGGGCCUUUACACCAUCACCUUUCUUAUUAGUUCCAGGCUCAGACCCAUAGACUUGAUUCUUACCCAUCUGGCUUUUGCCAAUGACUUGGUGCUUCUUUCAAAAGGGAUCCCUCAGACAAUGGCUGCUUUGGGACUCAACCAUUUCCUUGAUGAUGUGGGAUGUAAACUUGUGUUUUACCUUCAUCAAGUGGCCCGGGGACUUUCUCUUUCUACCACCUGCCUCCUUAGUACCUUCCAGGCUAUCAUCAUUAGUGCUAGAAGCUCCAGGUGGUCAGAGCUCAAAGUCAGAGUCUCAAAGUACAUUGUUCACUUCUGUUUCUGUUGCUGGAUUUUUCAUUUGCUGUUAAACUUCCUUAUUCUUAUAUAUUUUAAAGGGCCAAAGAGAAGCAAAAACAUUACUGAAAUACAGGAUUUAAUUUAUUGUUCUGCUACAUCUUAUGCUUCUUCAGCUAAUAUUGCACUAUAUGUAUUCAUAAUUUCUCUUCCUGAUAUUUCAUGUGUGACAAUCAUGGUCUGGACCAGUGGAUAUAUGGUGUUUAUCCUUUACAGACACCACCACAGAGUCCAGUACAUUUAUGGCAACAAUCUUACAUGGGGAGGUAGCCCUGAGAACAGAGCCACACAAACCAUCCUGCUGCUGGCCUUCAUGUUCGUCUCCUUUUACUCACUGAAUUCUAUCUUGGCAUUGCUUACUCAUUUUAAGAAACUACCUUCCUGGCUCAUUCAUACCUGUCUUCUGGCUGCCUGUUUUCCUUCUUGCAGCCCUUCUGUUCUAAUUAUCAGUGACUCUCAAGUCUCCAAAUACUACUUGGCUGUCUGGGGAAAAAUAAAGUCCCAGCCCUGA
Messenger RNA from Phascolarctos cinereus (koala), 924 nucleotides. Lineage: Eukaryota; Metazoa; Chordata; Mammalia; Diprotodontia; Phascolarctidae. The record is from RefSeq and is a predicted model, not a curated record.